Messenger RNA from Sorghum bicolor (sorghum), 2405 nucleotides. Its product is annotated as probable protein phosphatase 2C 33. Gene Ontology annotation, biological process: protein dephosphorylation. The record is from RefSeq and is a predicted model, not a curated record. Lineage: Eukaryota; Viridiplantae; Streptophyta; Magnoliopsida; Poales; Poaceae. Gene Ontology annotation, molecular function: protein serine/threonine phosphatase activity. The coding region runs from base 282 to 1649 and encodes 455 amino acids. The transcript has 6 exons.
AUAAGCAAGCAAAGGGACCUUGCCUGCCUUGUCCUACUCCAUUGCCGUCUCUCCUCUCCUCUGCUCCUCUCCUCUCCUCUCCCGGGAAGGGAACCCCGGCCGCUACUCCGAUUUGCACCGCCACCCGCGCAAUCUCGGGAUCCCAGCCGUCCGCACCUCGCCGCGGCCACGAAUGGUGGCCUCUGCCUAUUGUCUUCUUCCAAGCACCUAACCCAACCCAAGGCGGUCGGUAGGGUAGGUGCCAGGUAAACUCUGAAGGCGACCACCGGGACCGGGCGGCGAUGGCGACCGCCGCGAGGGACAGGCGCCUGCCGCCGGCGCUGCCCCUGGCCACGCUCAUCGGCCGCGAGCUCCGCGCGGGGGGCUCCGAGCGCCCGGCGCUGCGCUAUGGCCACGCCGGCUUCGCCAAGCGCGGCGAGGAUUACUUCCUCGUCAAGCCCGACUGCCUCCGCGUCCCCGGGGACCCCGCAUCCGCCUUCUCCGUCUUCGCCGUGUUCGAUGGCCACAACGGCGUGUCGGCGGCGGUCUACAGCAAGGAGCAUCUGCUCGAGCACGUCAUGAGCGCGCUGCCGCCGGACAUCGGCCGCGAAGACUGGCUGCAGGCGCUGCCGCGCGCGCUCGUCGCCGGCUUUGUCAAGGCCGACAUCGAUUUUCAGCGCAAGGGUCAGUGCCACUGCCACCCCAUCACGUAUAGUAUCGUUUGCAGUCGAGAUUGGAGCUCAACGCCACUACCUCUUUCAGGGGAAGUGUCUGGAACCACGGCGACACUGGUGGUCAUCGAUGGGUUCACGGUCACAGUGGCGUCGGUGGGCGACUCGCGCUGCAUCCUGGACACGCAGGGCGGCGAGUUGCAGCUGCUGACCGUGGACCACCGCCUGGAGGAGAAUGCAGAGGAGCGGGAGCGCGUCACGGCCAGCGGUGGGGAAGUAGGUCGGCUCAAUCUCUUCGGUGGGCAGGAGGUCGGUCCUCUCCGGUGCUGGCCUGGUGGCUUGUGCCUUUCAAGAUCCAUUGGGGACAUGGAUGUUGGGGAGUUCAUUGUGCCCAUUCCACAUGUCAAGCAAGUCAAGCUAUCAAACACCGGAGGAAGGCUGAUAAUAGCAUCAGAUGGCAUAUGGGAUGCGUUAUCCAAUGAAGCAGCUGCACAAGCAUGCAGAGGAUUGCCUGCAGAACUGGCAGCCAAGCUUGUCGUUAAGCAAGCUCUGAAAACAAGCGGGCUAAAGGAUGAUACCACCUGUGUCGUAGUUGACAUCAUCCCAUCCGAUCAUUUGACAUCACCGCAAUUGUCUCCAAAGAAAAAUCAGAACAAGUUGAAGUCACUUUUUCGUAGAAGGUCGCAUAGUUCAGUUGGAAAGCUUGGAGGAAAGUCUGCCUCCAUUGGUUCUGUGGAGGAGUUAUUUGAAGAAGGCUCUGCAAUGUUAGAAGAAAGGUUGGGUAGGAAUUUGUCCUUGAAAGCAGCUUCACCACCUUUUCGCUGUGCAAUCUGCCAAGUGGACCAAGAGCCAUUCGAAGAUUUGAUGACAGAUAAUGGAGGUGGUUACUGCUCUUCCCCAUACGCUCCAUGGGGUGGUCCACAUCUCUGUUUGGACUGUCGGAAGAAGAAAGAUGCAAUGGAAGGUAAGAGAUCUAGCCGCUCUACAGCAUGCAGGUGAAACAAUCAAGACUCUGUUUAAGUCAAGCCUGCGGCCUGCCUGCUUCACAGAGAAAAGAAGCAAUGAGAGGACAAUAAGUUGCUGGAUCCAAGUAUAAUUGUUUGCUGAAACUAACUGUAUUGCCAGCCCGGUACAAAACAUAUUUGGUUGGUGAGCGCUAACUAGUCUGUUACCUGCGUACAACCCAUAUGGAAAAGUUUGAUGUUGCGGAAAUAGCUCCAAUGACGAGGUUGUAGUUUUGACGGUACCCUGUAGUGUGCCUCUUGUGCAGGGAAACAUUGACCUGCCUAUUGCUGCCUGUGAUUCCCCCCCCCCCCCCCUCCCCCUUCUAUAUAAUAGCUACUGAGGGUUCUCUUUGUAUUAUUCGUGGAACAUAUUUUUGGUGGGAUUGAAGUAAGUACGAAGCAAUGUACUUAUGUGUAAAAUAUUCCUUGAGUAAUGACCUGUUAUUGAUGAAUUGGCUUCCAGAUAUGCCUUUCUUGCAUUUGAGUUUUGAACUAUUCAAUUCAAUGUCGACAGAUGCAGAGUAUAGUUGAUUGGUCAGAUUGGUGUCGUGGUGAGCAGUGUUUGUGUAAUGACCUGUUAUUGAUGAAUUGGCUUCCAGAUAUGCCUUUCUUGCAUUUGAGUUUUGAACUAUUCAAUUCAAUGUCGACAGAUGCAGAGUAUAGUUGAUUGGUCAGAUUGGUGUCGUGGUGAGCAGUGUUUGUGUAAUGACCUGUUAUUGAUGAAUUGGCUUCCAGAUAUGCCUUUCUUGCA